Molecule: messenger RNA, 2181 nt
Organism: Trematosphaeria pertusa
Lineage: Eukaryota; Fungi; Ascomycota; Dothideomycetes; Pleosporales; Trematosphaeriaceae
Exons: 2
Coding region: 1-2181 (726 amino acids)
Source: RefSeq, a predicted model, not a curated record
AUGUCCCAGUUUCCGUCAGCGCCUCCUCCUGGGGCAUACGCGCCGCCGAACCAGAACGCCCCUCCAGCUCAGGGCUUCAAUCCGCAGCAACAGCAGUACUACCAGCCGCAAGGCUCUUCGCCGUACCAGUCCUCCGCGCCAUCGUAUGGCCCGCCUGCUCAAUCACAUCAGUCCCAUAAACCUACCGCUGCGUUCGGACAGAUGCUGAAUCAAGCGGUCACGACCGGAAAGCCCAUGUUGAACAAGCUAGGGAAGACUAUAAGCUCGAAAUUGGGAAGCAAGCAGUCUGCGCAGACCACCCCUCAGCAUCUUGAGAGCUACCACAGUUAUCAGCAGCACCAGCAGCAGAAUCAGCCUCCGAACUAUCAGCAGCAAGGCCAGCAGUUCAGCCCUCAACCCCAGCAGCAGCAGAGCGCAUAUCAGACCCCUCAGCAAAGUCCCUUUCCGCAGUCGAAUUAUGGAACACCGGCCUCUGGCAACUCAGCGCAGAGCAAUUACUUCCCUCAGCAGACACCGCAGUCCCCGAAUCCUCAAGCCGCGCCGCAGCAGCCCAAUGCCGGCUACAACCCGAACAUGUUCGCACAGGGCGGGAAUGCAGGGGGUCAACCACAAGGACAACCUCCCCAGGGACAGUUCCAGCAGGGACAGUUCAGUCAGGGGUCAGCCGAAGGACAGAACCCGCAGGCCCAGGCUCAACCCGGACAAUUCGCUGGGCAGCAGACAGGCGUCGUUGGGAGCUCACAGACGCAGCUCCAGAACACAACAGCGCACUCUCCACACCCUCCCAACGCUUCCCCUAACCCUAAUGUUCAGCCCGUUGAUCAGCAGCAGCAACAGUGGGCUCCGCCGACGCCAGCUGCAAACCAGACGUCUUCCCCUCCGCCGCAGACGCAACACUUCAACCCCAGUCCACUCCCUCAUACUGCCGGCGCGGCACCUCCUGUCCCAAUACAUCCUAAUCAACAGCAGCAGCAGCAAUGGGCGCCCAUGUCACCCAUGACUCCGCACGCGCAAACGCAACAUCAGAUUCCGCCUUCUGUUAGUCCUCCACCAGCCCAUCUAGCGUCGCAAAACCAACCGCAUGCGCCGUCAAAUGCUCCCCCGGGGCCGCAAGAGCAACAGCAAUCCCAACCGCCCACGCCGGCUCCGCAGAAUGCUGCCCCACAAUCUGCGCCUACUGCGUUCAUCGCUGAAUUACCGGCAGACCUGGGCAGCCUGACCCUUGUGGAAAGCUCAAAUCCGCAGCGACCGCCUUCGAACCCGCCUGGGCAAGGCUCACAAUAUCAAGCUUACCGGCCUUCUGGGUCACAGAGCCAAUCACCCGGACCUGGAUUCACGAUCCCACGGCGCGCUGUGAGCAUGAGCACGCUGCCUCUGGCCGAUCCUUGGCGGUUCGCGGAUCCGGCUACAGAGCUGCCGACGAGAGAGUUCUAUAUCAUUGCCGAUUUAGUAUUUGAUGCGCUGGACCGGAAGUUUGAGCCGCAAGCCACAGGAAUGCUGGAGGCGAGCAAGAUCCUGGAAAGCUGGAAGGCGCAGGGGCUGGCGGAUGACGCAGCGCAACUCUUCGCAUACGAUUCUUACAGCGCGUUUGCGAAGCUCUGGAGCCUGGAGCAGAUCCCCCACGUCAUGGUUCCCUGCCAGGCAUCGUUGAUGCCCAUCUGGAACUUCCAGCACCAGUCGCACUCUCAAGACAUAAAGAUACCCACAGAACCCGCGUCCGCGAAUUCUACCUAUCCAACAUACAUGCCCGCCCUCAAUCGCGCUGGAUGGUACAAGUACUUCUUCCUCGAAAUGUGCCACCAGCCGGAGAGCCUGGACAAGGUGCUACAAACCUUCUGUGCCGACACGUACAAGCCCGGCGUCCUCAACCAGCCGGACAUCCAGAAACGCGACCAGACUCCGUUGCCUGCACUCGCGUCCCGAGCCGCGGCCAUUGGCACUGGGGCGGUGUCUCGAGUUUGUGAGGAGAUUGCUGCAGCGAUGCAGCGCGCGCAGCCGGGAGCCGCGCAAGGCCAGCCCGGCGGAGGCACGACGCAGCAGGAAGCGGCGCUGAAGCUUCACGGUCUCCAGAUGCAGCAGCAGUUCAACAACAUGGCUAACCAAACCAUGCUGCAGGGUGGGAUUAGUUUUUCGACGGCGGCGGGCAACACGUACAAGCCGAACUACGGUAGCUUCGUCUAA